Molecule: messenger RNA, 704 nt
Organism: Aspergillus steynii IBT 23096
Lineage: Eukaryota; Fungi; Ascomycota; Eurotiomycetes; Eurotiales; Aspergillaceae
Exons: 1
Coding region: 215-655 (146 amino acids)
Source: RefSeq, a predicted model, not a curated record
GCUCGACGGCACGACGACAACAGAAAGACCCGGGAUGGGGUUAGGGAUUUAGAUGAUCAGGACAUCUGGGGGUGAAAUCGACGGUGCUGCGUCGAAGCCGGACGAGAAAUGGGUCGGCGCCGAGGGGAUUCAGACUGGUGGAAGGGAUCAUGCGUUGGGUUCUCUGGAACUGCUCUCCCCCUCUUGGUUAUUAUUGUUAUGAUUAUUACCCACUAUGCCUGGCGGACUAUUCUACUUCCCUUCCGGCCUCUUCAAUUUUGACCAUCCGUUCCUUCUCACCUCUCUCGCACACUCUCUCAGUUGCGCCCCCGGACGAUUUGUUGGCAGUCAUACAUGGUUGAUAUUUCGCCUCUUCCCACAUAGAAACCCGCCGCCCACUCCUUCCUGCUCGCAUCCUCCCCCGUCGGCCCCUUCACGCCGUGGACGAGGACGGCAUUCGCAGGCGCCACGGAUUAGCCAGAACCCCCCAGGGCGCGGCUACGUCAUAGGUUGGACCCCCCCGGAGACGGACCAAUUCCACACGCUUCAGCACAAAUCGUCGAUCUGCUGGGUCAACAGAACCUGCUCCAGUGUUUCUUCAUUCUCGGAAAGGUCAGAUCAGUCGAACCUUCCUCGCCUUCAGUCAGUCAGUCCUGCACUCUCCCUCUUCCUCUGACUUCCUAAGUUCCUCACCUCCCCGUCUGCCAUACACCGCUUUUAGUCAC